Messenger RNA from Hemisphaericaspora subhashii, 2247 nucleotides. RefSeq lists its product as uncharacterized. The transcript has a single exon. NCBI's taxonomy places the organism in Eukaryota, Fungi, Ascomycota, Pichiomycetes, Serinales, Debaryomycetaceae. The record is from RefSeq and is a predicted model, not a curated record. The coding region runs from base 1 to 2247 and encodes 748 amino acids. Gene Ontology annotation, biological process: peptidyl-serine phosphorylation; peptidyl-threonine phosphorylation. Gene Ontology annotation, molecular function: protein serine/threonine kinase activity; ATP binding.
AUGAAUGAGAAUAUAUCUUUAUUUGAAGAUAAAUUCUCACGGAUCAAUAUUAACAAAUCACCAACACGACGUAAGAAAACAUACCCCCAAAAUUUAUACCCAACCCCCACUGCUAUUAGAACACAAGCUAGCAGUAGAGCCAUUAGCAGGAAUAAUGAAGGAUUGAAUUCAACAAGCUUCGACCCUAUAAGAACACAAUAUAGUGCUCCCAAGACCCCAUUUUCUAGAGAUAUAUCUCAAUCGAAGUCCCUCAGUACCGGCAAACCAAAUUUACAUAGUCCAAGAGUAAUAAGUUAUCCCAUGUCAGAAACAUCACAACUGAAGAAACAAUACCAGUUCUCGUUUAUGCGAGAAACAACAUCUUCGAAGCAGAAAAAGCAAAUACAAAACCCAUUUAAUUCUGGCAUUCAGACUUCGCUCAAGAAUCUCCCACCAACAUCACGACUUCCGCCAACUCCUCCGGCUGCAGCAACACAACCCUCACCCAUAAAUACGAAGAAAAGGGUCGACCUAGCACGUAAGGCAAGCCACGCUCUACGCUCAAGAAGAUUGAUCGCUUCUAAUGCGUUAAAGUUAAAUCCACCUGUAAAUGCCACUCCCAACUCAAAUUCAGAUAAUAGUUUCACAGAAGAAACCUCUCCUACAAAGAUGGCAAGAAAUGACCCAGUCGUAGAGUCCCUCACAAAGCCCAGGCGGCUAACUGGGAGAAGUGCAACCCAACCUCCGUCCAGCAAUGUCUUUGAACGGCUUUACCCGGUUAAGAAAUCAGAAGGAACUUCUAGCGGUAACAGGCUUAGGAAUAUUGAUAAUAGAGGUCCAAGAGCAAAGACCCCCAUCACUUCUAAUAAGCAGACAGUACCAUCAACAUUAACUGAACUGAAAGUGCAAGACGUACAAGAAUUGUUCAAAAUUCUUCACAGUAAAGAGCCUGACUUAUUUAUCAGUACUAGUCCAAGCGCACCCAAACAACCAAUACCCAUAGACAGAGUACCCAUGCAAUUGCUAAAUGUCUACGAACGCGGAGAAAUCGUGCGAAAGAAUGAACUAUAUUACGUUCCUACUAAUUGCUCAAGGAAUAUAGAUAUUAAGAACUACAGAGAGAAUUUUGGCUUUGAUGACAACAAGGGACAUUAUAUUAUUAUUCCUAAUGAUCAUAUUAACUAUAGAUAUCAAACAAUAAACACAUUGGGUAAUGGAUCAUUUGGGAAUGUUGUACUAGCUCGUGAUCAUAAAUUGGACAAUAUUGUUGCGGUGAAGAUUAUAAAUAAUGAUUUAAACUGGUCAUUGCAAUCCAUAAAUGAGAUCAAGAUGUUGAAAUUGUUGAAUGAAAAGGAAAGGAAUGCAAACAUUUUACAGUAUUUUAAUCAUUUCAAUUUUAGAAGUCAUAUGUGUAUAACCACCGAAUUAUUGUCCCUUAAUCUAUAUUCCCUUUUGGAGCUAGUUGACUUCAGAGGUCUUUCCAUCGACAUUUUGAAAACAUUUAGCAAACAGAUCUUGAACGGUUUAGAAUAUAUACAUAGGCAUGAUAUAAUUCAUUGUGACAUUAAACCAGAAAAUAUAAUGAUAAAGCUCCCACCAAAUCCGAAGCAUUCAUCCGACAUAACCAUCAAAAUAAUUGAUUUUGGUUCAUCGUGCUACGCCAAUCAGAUUUUAUUCACCUAUAUCCAGUCGCGGUUCUAUCGAGCGCCAGAAGUAAUCCUUGGAGCAAACUAUGACCAAAAGAUCGAUAUUUGGUCAUUUGGCUGUGUAAUUGCUGAAUUAUUUACCGGUUACCCCAUCCUACCUGGUAGAAAUGAAAUAGAACAAAUUGGAUUAAUGUUGGAAAUAUUUGGAGCGCCAAAGAGUAGUACGAUAUUGAAGAUGAGACGAAUUUUGAAUAGACAAAUUUCGGCAUCAUCUACACAGAAAGCAGGACUCUUUGAAAUGAAUACCGUGUUGGGAAAUAAGGCUCCGAAUGAUAAACAACUUAAGAAGACAUUGUUGUAUAAGAUAUUUGAUAUGAAUGGGAAACUUAAUUUAUCGUUGCUUAAUUAUCAUGCUUCCAAUUUGAAUAAUGGAAUGAUAAAGAGACAAUUUAAGAUUAAUUCAAAGAGUUUUGAUAUAAUUUUGGGAAUAAAUAAACCUGGAAAUAUAGACACUCCGGGUAGCAAAGCUUCAUUCUUGAGAUUUUUAACAAAAAUCUUUAAAUGGGAUCAACUGGAACGUUGUGGUGCUAAGGAUUUAUUGGAGGAUCCGUUUUUAGAUUAG